Molecule: messenger RNA, 450 nt
Organism: Prorocentrum cordatum
Lineage: Eukaryota; Dinophyceae; Prorocentrales; Prorocentraceae
Source: the annotation of a GenBank genome assembly
GAUGAGGAAGACGAGCAGGAGGAGGAGGAGGAGGAGAAAGCGGAGGAAGAGGAGGAGGGAGGAGGACAGAUGAGGAGGGAGCAGGAGAAGGACGAGGACGUCUUUGUCGCCGCCCUCCCUUUCGAAGGCAGGGCGCUCCAGCCGGGCACGCGCCAGCCGGCCAGCAGCCGCGAGGCUCAGCCGCCAAGCCAGGUCCCGCACGCGGGGGGGGGCGCGUGCAUGCGGCGUGCAUUGCACAGGGGCGAGGAGGGAGGGGAGACAGAGGAGGAGGAGGAGGUGGAGCAGGGAGGAGGCGCAGGAGAAGAAGCGGGCGGCUCAUGUGUCCACGCGCGGCUUCUUCCUCCGCUUCUUCCCGCGCCUCGGCUCUUCGGCCCAUGGCAAUCCACGAUGGCGCCCAGCCUGUGGUGGCGGCACCUCGCACAUGGCAAAGCAGAGGCAGAACCGAAAUAG